AUGGCUACUAUCAACGUUAGACGUGAUGUCAAGGACUCUUUUUACCGUUAUAAGAUGCCUCGUUUAAGCGCCAAGGUUGAAGGCAAGGGUAAUGGUAUCAAAACUGUUAUCACCAAUAUGACCGAGAUUGCUCGUGCUUUGUCUCGUCCUCCUUCAUAUCCUACAAAAUACUUUGGUUGUGAACUUGGUGCCCAAGUCAAAUGUGACGAUAAAAAUGAACGUUAUAUUGUCAACGGCGACCAUGACGCUGCUAAGCUUCAAGAUACUUUGGAUGGCUUCAUUAACAAAUUUGUUUUAUGCCAUUCUUGUAAGAACCCUGAAACUGAUUUUAUUAUCAAAGAUAAUGAAAUUCAAAUGGAUUGCAAAGCUUGUGGUGCAAGAAAUACUGCUGAUAUGCGCCAUAAAUUAGCUGCUUUCAUUUUGAAGAACCCUCCUUCCGUCGCCUCUAAGAAUGUUCGCAAGCAACGCAAAGCUGCUACCGCUCAAGCUAAUAACAUCGGUGAAGAUGCUGAUGUUGAUAAUGCUUCUCCUGGUGAUGACGAUGCUGAUGGCGAAGAUGACGAUAUUAUUUCUCAACGUAUACAAAAGCAAGCCGCUGGCCUUAAUAUGGAAAGUAAGUUGGCUUUGGAAGAUUGGUCUGAGGAUACCAGCGAAGCUGCUGUUGCUCAACGUAUGAAGGAACUCUCGGUCAAGGGUGCUGGUGCUUUUACAGGUGACGAUGAUGAAGAAGAAGGCGGUGAGAAUAAGUACGAAGCAUUUGGUAACUGGCUUUUGGAAAACAAGACCUCCACAGAUGAUGCUAUAAUUGAAAAGGCCCGUGAAUUAGGUGUUCUCGGUAAAUACAAGGCCUGUCAAGUUUUGGCCCAAGGUCUCUUCGAUGAAAAUGUCGUUUCUCAAAUUCCCAAGCGCGGAAACUUACUUGAAAAGUUUGUUGCCGAUGAAAAGUGUCAAAAAGCUAUCUUAGGCGGUAUCGAACGCCUGGUUGGUAAUGACUAUAAGGAUGCUUUAUUGAAGAAGGUCCCUACUAUUCUGAUGAAGCUUUAUGAUUUGGAUAUUAUUGAAGAUGAAGUGUACCUCAAAUGGGGUGAAAAGCCGUCUAAGCGUUAUGUCGAGCGCGAUAUUUCCAAAGAAAUCAAAAAAGCCGCAGCUCCAUUUUUAGAUUGGGUUGAAAAUGCAGAAGAAGAAUCCUCAGAGGAAGAAUCUGAUUAA
Messenger RNA from Mycotypha africana, 1209 nucleotides. Its product is annotated as domain found in IF2B/IF5-domain-containing protein. The record is from RefSeq and is a predicted model, not a curated record. The transcript has 3 exons. Bases 1 to 1209 code for a protein of 402 amino acids. Gene Ontology annotation, biological process: translational initiation; formation of translation preinitiation complex; formation of cytoplasmic translation initiation complex. Gene Ontology annotation, molecular function: GDP-dissociation inhibitor activity; translation initiation factor activity; eukaryotic initiation factor eIF2 binding. NCBI's taxonomy places the organism in Eukaryota, Fungi, Mucoromycota, Mucoromycetes, Mucorales, Mycotyphaceae. Gene Ontology annotation, cellular component: cytosol.